AUGAUUAUCACACCGCCCGACGAACCUGCAAGCACUCCAUUCGCGGCGAAGAAACGACUGGGGACCGUCGCAGGAACCCCGACAAGUGCAAGCAGCUUGAAGAAACCAUUCUCUCUUACUUUGAGCGAUGAUAAGGAGAACACUCCAAUAUCCAAACCGUUCUCAUCACAGCGCCUGCAAAAUCGUACACCUCUGUCAGCAGACAGACUAGCUAAACCGUUCAAAUGUCCCGGAUCUGCGACCAUAAGCAGAGCGUCUGUAAAACCGGCAAGGAAAAGGAGGAAGGUAGACUAUGGAGGAGCAGAUGGUGAGAAGGAAGACGGAGAGAAGCCAUGGACGAAUGAAGAUCGACUGGCAUUAGCCAAUAGAGAUGUCAACAAGUUUCCAGUUUUCGAAGUCAAGGAUAAAGAUACAAUGUUUCGAAAGCGAUUCGCGGUUCCAUUGAUCAACAAGGAUUCUGUCACAUAUAACCCAAAUCGACCCCCUCCAACUCUAGGACUUAGGCAAGGGGCUGUAUUUAUUGCCAAAGCUCUUCACGACCCCAGCGGCGAGUUUGCCAUUGUCCUCUACGAUCCUACAAUCGAUGAAAAACCGAAGACGAUCGAGGAAGCGAAAAAGGCAGAUGCACCGGAGGCUCCGAAAAUCGAUGCACCGUUAGUCCAUAAAACCCUAGCUGAGAUACUGGGUAUCAAAAAGGUUGUGGAAGGCGAACGACCAAAAGUUCCCGUGGUGAUAGACCCAAGGCUUUCCAAAGUGCUCAGACCCCAUCAGAUUGAGGGAGUUAAAUUCAUGUAUAAGUGUGUAACUGGAAUGAUUGAAGAGAAAGCGAAUGGCUGCAUAAUGGCCGAUGAAAUGGGGUUGGGGAAAACUUUGCAAUGCAUCACCUUGAUGUGGACGUUGUUGAAACAGUCGCCUGAUGCAGGAAAGGGAACGAUACAAAAAGCAAUCAUUGCAUGUCCAUCAAGUUUGGUCAGAAACUGGGCAAAUGAGUUGGUUAAGUGGCUCGGUCCAGAUGCCAUCCAGCCUUUCGCGAUAGAUGGAAAGCUAUCGAAGGAGGAACUCACAUCACAAAUUCGGCAAUGGGCCAUUGCCAGCGGAAGAGCUGUUACCCGGCCAGUCAUUAUUGUAUCGUAUGAAACACUACGACUUAAUGUUGGGGAGCUGAAAAACACCAAAAUUGGUCUCAUGCUUUGCGACGAAGGUCAUCGCCUGAAGAAUGGAGACAGUCAAACAUUUACCGCUCUAAACGAGCUGAAUGUUACAAGAAGAGUUAUCCUAUCUGGUACGCCUAUUCAGAAUGAUCUCUCCGAGUACUUCGCAUUGAUCAGUUUUGCGAACCCUGGGCUGCUAGGAACUCGUCUGGAGUUUCGAAAACAGUACGAAAUCCCUAUCUUGAAAGGGCGAGAUGCUGCUGGAAGUGAUAAAGAUCGACAAAAGGGCGACGAGAGACUUCGCGAGCUUCUAAAUGUUGUCAACAAGUUCAUCAUCCGAAGGACGAACGAUAUUCUCUCCAAAUACUUGCCGGUCAAGUACGAACACGUCGUUUUCUGCAACCUUGCACCCUUUCAACUCGAUUUAUACAACCACUUCAUCAGCAGUCCAGACAUCAAAGCACUUUUGCGUGGCAAAGGCAGCCAACCGCUCAAGGCUAUUGGUAUGCUUAAGAAGCUUUGCAAUCAUCCAGAUUUACUCAACUUACCAGAUGAUCUACCUGGAUGCGAAAACUUCUAUCCAGAAGAUUACGUUCCAAAGGAUGCACGUGGUAGAGACCGAGACAUCAAGCCAUGGUAUUCUGGCAAAAUGCAAGUCCUCGACCGCAUGCUCGCUCGAAUUCGCCAAGAUACAAACGACAAGAUUGUAUUGAUAAGCAACUACACUCAGACACUUGACAUGUUCGACAAGCUUUGCCGUCAUAGGGGUUACGGUAGUCUACGCUUGGACGGCACUAUGAAUGUUUCGAAAAGACAGAAGCUAGUCGAUAAAUUCAACGACCCAGACGGCGCUGAGUUUGUUUUCCUUCUCAGUAGUAAAGCUGGUGGUUGUGGCCUCAACCUCAUUGGUGCAAAUCGACUUGUUCUCUUUGAUCCAGAUUGGAAUCCGGCCGCAGAUCAACAAGCGCUCGCCAGAGUAUGGCGUGAUGGACAAAAGAAGGACUGCUUCGUGUAUCGUUUCAUUGCAACGGGUACCAUUGAAGAAAAGAUUUUCCAACGGCAGUCCCACAAGCAAUCUCUUUCCUCGUGCGUCGUUGACUCGGCGGAGGACGUUGAGCGCCAUUUCACACUCGACAGUCUGCGGGAGCUAUUUCAGUAUCACGGUAAGACGACCAGUGACACCCACGAUACGUUUAAGUGCAAACGUUGUAAGCCGGAUGGAAAACAAUACAUCAAAGCUCCCGCGAUGAUGUACGGCGAUACAAGUACGUGGAACCACUUCAUCAACGAGAACAUGAAAAACAUCCAAGAUUUGCUGUUACGUCAAGAAGUUGGCGCGGAUGAGGUUUCCGCUGUGUUCCAAUAUAUUUCUCAUUGA
Molecule: messenger RNA, 2529 nt
Organism: Glarea lozoyensis ATCC 20868
Lineage: Eukaryota; Fungi; Ascomycota; Leotiomycetes; Helotiales; Helotiaceae
Product: P-loop containing nucleoside triphosphate hydrolase
Exons: 2
Coding region: 1-2529 (842 amino acids)
Biological process (GO): double-strand break repair via synthesis-dependent strand annealing; reciprocal meiotic recombination
Cellular component (GO): nucleus
Molecular function (GO): ATP binding; DNA translocase activity; hydrolase activity, acting on acid anhydrides
Source: RefSeq, a predicted model, not a curated record